This is a messenger RNA of Ascochyta rabiei, 1617 nucleotides long. RefSeq lists its product as uncharacterized. Gene Ontology annotation, molecular function: dethiobiotin transmembrane transporter activity; solute:proton symporter activity; biotin transmembrane transporter activity. The transcript is spliced from 4 exons. Bases 1 to 1617 code for a protein of 538 amino acids. The record is from RefSeq and is a predicted model, not a curated record. Gene Ontology annotation, cellular component: membrane. Lineage: Eukaryota; Fungi; Ascomycota; Dothideomycetes; Pleosporales; Didymellaceae. Gene Ontology annotation, biological process: biotin import across plasma membrane.
AUGGUGUCAGCAAUCGACGACAAUGCUGCGCUUGACAAGCAGAUUGAAGAGACGACUGCUCCAAAGCAUGGAAACUUGCAUCAAGAUGUUGAGAUUGGACCUGACGCAGUCGACAUCGAGAGGAUAGAGAAAGUGUACGCCAAACUCGAUCGUCGAAUCCUGCCUGCCUUCUGGAUCCUCUACUUCAUGUGCUCGGCCAUACGAUCCAACAUCGGACUGGCGCAGACGAUGAACAUCAAACAAGGCCAUGAUCUUGCUUCCGAGCUCAGCUUGACGCCCAAGCAAGUCUCUACCGGUCUGGCGCUGUUCUAUGUCUGCUAUGUCAUCUUCGACCUGCCUUCGAAUCUGGUCAUGUCGAGAGUCAGCCCGCAUGCGUGGAUGAGCAGGAUCGUCAUUUCUGUCGCCAUCAUUGGCAUGUGCUUCACGGCUGUGAAAGCUGCAUGGAGUUUCUAUCUUCUUCGUCUGCUCCUUGGUAUCGUCAUCGCAGGCAUGUGGCCUGGAAUGUCAUACUAUCUAACCCUAUUCUACCCUCCAUCGAGGACAGGUAAGCGUAUUGGACGCUACUUCACCGCGUCACAGGUCUCUGCUGCCGUUGUCGGCCUAGUCUCAGCCGGUUUUCAGAAAAUGGAUGGCCUGGGUGGGCUGGUUGGCUUUCAGUGGAUGUUUCUGCUUUACGGUGUCGUCGGUUUCCUGGUCGGCAUCUCACUGCUUUGGUGGUUGCCGGAUCGGCCACUUCCUCCUGGCGAGACUCGCGUUCGAACUGGCUUGGAGCGGUUUCUUCCUGAGAGCAAGCCUGCGCUGACGGGCGAGGAUGCCAGGAUUCACUACGAGGAUUUGACGAGAGUCUACCACCGUCGCAUGUGGGAUAUGAAGGAUGUUUGGCACGUACUCAUUGACUGGAGGCUGUGGCCGCUGGUCAUGAUGUACUUUGGUGUGGUAGGUGUCGGCAUUGGGACGCAGAACUACGCCUCUGUCAUCAUUCGAGGUAUCAACCCCGGCCUCAGCGGCAUCGAUCUCAGUCUACUCACUGCGCCGAUCUGGAUUAUGGACCUGAUUGCUAUUUUGAUUGUCACGCCUCUGUCGGACCGCUUCCACCACCAUCGUGCCCUGUUCUUCAGUGCAGCCGUCUUGAUUCAGAUCACCGGCCUGCUGGUCACUACGUUCGCUGGGGGGCUGAACUCAUGGGCUCGCUACGGAGGUCUCCUGAUGGUGGGCUUCGGACUAGGGCCGACGGUGCCCAUCUGCAUGGCCAUGACCAACGAGAUCUUCCAGUCGCGGCACGGCGAGGUGGGCGUUGCCGCCGCUAGCGCACUGGUGUCUGGAUUGGGCAAUCUGGGCAGUAUCCUGACGACGUACGCGCUGUAUACGGGAUGGCCUGCGGACUCUGUGGGUGUGAACAAGUACCGCAAGAGCAACUUGGUCAUGGUUGGCAUCCUGUGUGUGAGCAUUCUGUCAGCCGCCGUCAUGGUCGUGCUGCUGAGGGUGUUUGGCAACAACAAGGCCAAGCAGAUCAGCAGCGCAAGCUCGACCAGCGAGGGCGAGGCUGUGUACGUGGAUGGUGCUGCCAGACGCGAGGUGCAGCAGCGAGGGCUGGGACGAAUGUUUUGCUUCAGGUGA